Tripterygium wilfordii is the source of this 1172-nucleotide messenger RNA. Its product is annotated as WAT1-related protein At1g09380-like. Gene Ontology annotation, molecular function: transmembrane transporter activity. NCBI's taxonomy places the organism in Eukaryota, Viridiplantae, Streptophyta, Magnoliopsida, Celastrales, Celastraceae. The coding region runs from base 1 to 1107 and encodes 368 amino acids. Gene Ontology annotation, cellular component: plasma membrane. The transcript is spliced from 7 exons. The record is from RefSeq and is a predicted model, not a curated record.
AUGGUGGUGGGUGAGUUUUUGCCAUUCUUGUUCAUGCUUGUGGUGCAAAUGGGUUAUGCUGGGAUGAACAUCACAUCAAAGGUUGCCAUGGAUGCUGGCAUGAAGCCUCUCGUGCUUGUCGCUUACAGGCAAAUCUUUGCCACCCUUGUCAUUGCCCCUCUUGCUUAUAUCUUUGAGUGGAAAACUAGACCAAAGAUCACAAAGGCUAUUGUUUUCCAGAUUUUCUUAUGUUCAUUGACAGGGAUAACAGCAAACCAUGCUUUUUAUUUUGUGGGUCUUCAACUUUCAACCCCAACUAUAGGGUCUGCAAUGACCAACUUACUGCCUGCCUUCACAUUUAUCCUGGCAGUCAUUUUCCGACAAGAAACAGUGCGAGUAAAAGAGGCAACAGGGAUAGCGAAGGUGUUGGGGACAGUAACUUGUGUAGGUGGAGCGAUGAUAUUGUCAUUUUACCAUGGAAAUAUCAUCAAUGUUGGUGAAUCUAAGAUUCUAUGGGACUACGCCGUCAAAAUUGGAGGUAGUAACACCACCAACAAUUCAAGCAGCUUCUUAGGUCCCUUGCUUCUCAUGGCUAGCUCUCUCGGUUGGGCAGCAUGGUUCAUCAUCCAAGUGAAAGUGAGCGCAAACUUUCCGGCUCCAUACACAAGCACAGUGAUGAUGUUAUUCAUGGGAGCGAUUGAGUGUAUAUUCAUUGCCUUGAUUCCAGAACACCAAGUAUCUGCUUGGUCACUGAGAACUCCUGUCAGACUCUUCGCAUCUCUUUAUGCGGGGCUUAUAUCUUCAGGAUUAGCAUUUUACCUAACAACAUGGUGUAUUCAGAGGAAAGGAGCACUCUAUGCAUCCGUGUUCAGCCCAUUUAUGCUCAUCAUGGUAGCCAUCUUUAGCUGGGCCUUACUUCGUGAGAAAUUAUAUGUUGGAACUGCCGUAGGGUCUGUUUUGAUUGUUGUGGGGCUGUACACCGUGCUAUGGGGGAAGGAUAAAGAGGCGAAGAAAGCCAUUGAAGAAGAACAAGUGAGCAAGCCAGACAUUAACGGUAUUGAUCUAGAGUUUCAGCAGACUGCUACUCCCUAUAGCUAUUCAAAUGGCAAUCGUCGUUCUCCAAUUUAGACAACUGCCCCUGAUAUAUGUAGCAUCAGCCAGCAGAGAAGAUUAUAAAUAUAUCAGGGAAUGUA